AUGUGCUAUUAUUACCUUGGUUACACUACAACUGCUUUUCUCAUUAUCUCUGCAGAUGACGAGCCGUCUCCAAAUGCCAAAUGUGUGACAUCUGACGAUGUAUCUUCUAUCAGAGAUUAUUUUGUUCGAGUGAACGGAUCCCUUAUACAGAUACAUGAUAUGAUGACACAUAUGCUACGUAUUGUUAAAGAAAUGGGCUCAGCUUCAACAGUGAGUUGGAUGGAAAAUUCAACUGAAGAUGAAAAGGAUGAUACUACAUGGUCUGAAAAACAGUUUGCUCCGAUUGUUGAUACUAAAUGGGCUGAACUGAAGCUUUCUCCAUCCCAUGAGGCAACAUUGGCUGAAAUGGAAGAGCUCAACAAGUAUCUAAAUUUUGUUCAGAAAAUUGUCAAAGAAAAUGUUAAGAGCAUUGUUGCCGAAGCGAUACCUUCUAUAGAGGAAACAAGUGUCUCUGCUAUUUGUUCGGCAACUGCUCAGGCAUUCCAGAAUGUUAAAGUAGAAGAACUUGUCGAAGAAACUAUCUUAAUGAAGUUAGAAGGGACCCUGACACAAGCGGUUAAGAUCUCUUGCAAAGAAACUCUUGAGGAGUUAUGCAGGCAAUGCUUUGAUGUACCAAUAUCUGAGUUUCCGAGUGCACUUGAUGAAAUAUGUAGGCGAAUUGGAGAAAGAAUUGAAGGAAAUAUAGAUGAAUACAUUCAGAAAUUGUCCAACCUGCCACAUUCCAUUGCACCUGCUAUUGCAGAUAUUGAAGAGCCCCUGAGAUCACUCCCAAGUCUUUUGGCUAAUUUGAGGGAUGCCCAAAAGGGAUUUGUAGCUCUAGCAGAAGCAAAGCUUGGUGCAUCAGAAUCUGUUAAUACAAACGUCCCACUGAAGAAUUCUUACAGUCCUGAUGAUAAUGAUAUGGAGAUGAAGAAAACAUUGAGUCAAUUAAUGAAGGAAAAAAGAUAUGAGGAGGCAUUUUUAAAUACCCUCGAAACGGGGAGUGCGUCUAUUCUUGAUUGGCUAUGUCGUCAGGUUGAUUUGGAUUCGCUAUUUUCCUUGGUACCGCUCCCUGUGAGCCAACAAGCAGUUCUGUUGCUACUGCUACGGUUAUCAUCUGACCUGGCCACAGAUACUUCUCAGAAGCUUAGUUGGAUGGUAAUUGCUGCUAGUGUGAUUGACCCGGGGGAUGCUUCCAUUUUGCCUCAUCUCAGUGCAGCUAUCGAUAAAGUCUAUCACUCUUUACUUGGCCAGCCAGUCCUGAGGGCUCAUCGAGUCAGCCGGGGUGUACUUGUACACAUCCUACAGAAUCUGCAGAGGCUAUGUGUAGCGAACGAGAUAGCAAGAAGGUACAACGAGGCAUGGUAGAUAUAUGGGCAUAGUAUUGAUACUACACGGUACAGGAUGUGAUAUGGCUGAGUGCAAUGUUGUACUGUUACUGGAUGUAAUACGGCUUAGUUGCAGUACUGUUAAAGGGUGUGAUACUACGGCAGAGUGCAGAAAUGAGACUGUAUAG
Messenger RNA from Phragmites australis (common reed), 1495 nucleotides. RefSeq names its product varicose-related protein-like. The transcript is spliced from 7 exons. NCBI's taxonomy places the organism in Eukaryota, Viridiplantae, Streptophyta, Magnoliopsida, Poales, Poaceae. Gene Ontology annotation, biological process: deadenylation-independent decapping of nuclear-transcribed mRNA. Gene Ontology annotation, cellular component: P-body. The record is from RefSeq and is a predicted model, not a curated record. The coding region runs from base 1 to 1347 and encodes 448 amino acids.